AUGAGCAAAAGUGAAGAGAUUUAUUAUAUAACUCGUAAGCUAUAAAUAGAUAAUAGCAAUCGAGAUGAGUAGUGAAAGUGAGCCUGAAGAACUAGAGGAUCUGGAGGAAUUAGAGGAUAUUGAACAUUAGGAAGAUAAUUUGGAUGAUUUAGAUAAGAUUGUUACAGAUGUUAAAAGUAAGUUUGUAUCUUAAAUAAAAUUAGAGGAGAGUCAUUUUCCAAAGGUUGAAAAACCUAUUUAAGCUGAAAUAACUAAAAAAGUAGUAGAUCGGCCAGAAGUGGUUGAUGAUUUUAUACGUAACUUCUUGAUAAAAAAUUAAAUGAAUAAAAGUUUGGAAGUGUUUUAAGUAUAAAAAUAUAGAGAAUUAAAUAGUAAGAAUGGUAUGAACUUUCUUAGAAAGGUAAGUUGGCAACAGAUGGAAUGGGAUGGGUGCCAGAUGUUUAUAUAUAAAAUGAGAAAUUAAAAGAAGAACUAAAAUAUUUGAAGGGAGAACUUGAUAAGGCAAAGAUAGUAGCAGAGAAUGCUAAAUCAACAUAUGAUAAAUUAAGAAAAGAGCGAGAUUUUCAUAAAAUGCAUCAUCAUAGAGUUUAAUAAGAGAAGAGGAAACUGAAUCAUGAUAUAGAUAAAUUAAAAGGAUUACAUCUUGAAUAUGAAACAAAAUAUGAAGAAUUAUCAUAAAAAUAUUCUCAUGCAAUGAAAGAAAAGAUGUUAUUAAAAUUAGAGAGAGAUAGAUUGAUUGCAAAGAAUGAUGCUCUUCAAAGAAGUUUAUAAAAUGUAAUGAAAUCAAUUUAAUAAUAUUUAGGUGGAAGAGAAGAUAAAUAAGGAAAAAGAACCAGGUAGUCCAACCGAUAAAUUACCAUUAUUAGAUACUAAAGCAAAUACAAAAAAAGGUUAAACAAAAAUAGCAAAUACUCCAUUUCCAUAGGAUGAUCGUCCGAAUCCUUAUGCAGGGACAUAAAUAGAACCUUAAAAUUAUAGGAAUGCUAUAUUAAAUAAAACAUAUAAGGGUCAUAUGAUGGCAAUAUCAUCAAUGGAUAUGCAUCCUAAGAAAUCGAUAGUAGCAACAGCAUCUGAUGAUUUCACUUGGAAAAUAUGGACAUUACCAUAAGGUGAAUUAAUAAUGUCAGGAGAAGGUCAUAAAGAUUGGGUAAGUGGAAUACAUUUUCAUCCAAAAGGAAGUCAUCUUGUUACUUCAUCUGGCGAUUGUACUAUUAAAGUUUGGGAUUUCAUUAAUGCAUCUUGUAAUCAUACUUUUAAAGAUCAUAUAUAACCAGUAUGGGGUGUUAAAUUUAAUGAUACUGGUGAAUUUAUAGUAAGUGCAAGUAUGGAUCAUACAUGCAAAGUAUUUGAUUUAGCUUCAGGUAAAACUAGACAUACAUUUAGAGGACAUGUAUAUAAUAAUUAUAAAUAUAUUUAGGUUGAUUCAGUUAAUCAUGUUAGUUUUUAACCUUUUUCUAAUGUUUUUACAUCGGCUUCCGCAGAUAAAACUAUUUCUCUUUGGGAUAUUAGAAGUGGAUUAUGUGUUUAAACUUUUUAUGGUCAUUUAAAUAGUGUAAAUCAUGCUACCUUCUCUUUAAAAGGUGAUAGUAUUGCUAGUUGUGAUGCUGAUGGAAUUAUUAAAAUGUGGGAUGUCAGAAUGGUUAAAGGUAGAUCAUAAUUUGAUGCUGGACCUUAUUCUGCUAAUUCUAUUGCAUUAGAUAAAAGUGGAACUAUUUUGCUUGUUGGAUCUGAUGAUUAAUAAAUUAGACUAUACAAUGAAACUACUCAAAAGGUUCUCUUAUAUUUUUAUUAUUUUUUAGUAAGAACAUACACUCAAAGGACAUGAAGAUGCUGUCUAAGAUGUUGCUUUUGAUUUUAAUAGCAAAAUGAUUAUAAGCUGUGGUAGUGAUGCUACCUUUAGAAUUUAUUAAUGA
Messenger RNA from Paramecium sonneborni, 1913 nucleotides. Lineage: Eukaryota; Ciliophora; Oligohymenophorea; Peniculida; Parameciidae. The record is from the annotation of a GenBank genome assembly.